Lagopus muta (rock ptarmigan) is the source of this 9270-nucleotide messenger RNA. It is a transcript of the gene UNC13B, whose product is annotated as unc-13 homolog B. Gene Ontology annotation, cellular component: synaptic vesicle membrane; presynaptic active zone cytoplasmic component; presynaptic membrane. The record is from RefSeq and is a predicted model, not a curated record. The coding region runs from base 879 to 7076 and encodes 2065 amino acids. The transcript has 34 exons. Gene Ontology annotation, molecular function: phospholipid binding; diacylglycerol binding; calmodulin binding. Lineage: Eukaryota; Metazoa; Chordata; Aves; Galliformes; Phasianidae. Gene Ontology annotation, biological process: neuromuscular junction development; synaptic transmission, glutamatergic; synaptic vesicle priming.
AUGCCAAAGCAGAGUGUUUUGUCUUUAGUCAGAUUGGCUCCAUCAGUUUGUAUUUCCUUCUGAAUGGAUAAUAAAGUAGAGAAUCAUUUCAAGGCAAGGAGUGUUGAUGUGUGAGCAAAGCGGGGAGGCUGCGUGUGAGGAGCCUGGCAGCAAGCAGCUGACGAGGAGGAGUAAAGUAGCAGUAGCUGCACAGCUUUCUCUCUGCCUCUGAAGUACAAUAUUUUCUGUUGAGUCACAACUGAAGACAGAGAUGAAGUUUUUACUGUACUUGGUUGCUGCCUGGGAAAGGGAAAAGAUGCAUUGUGUUGGCGAAUUAAAGAAUUUCUGUUGAGGGAUACUCCUUGAAGCUGACAGGAUUUCUGCAUUUUUUGGCUUUUACUUUCAUUGGCAUCUACUGGUUGUUUUUUUUUCUGCAUUUUUUUUUCUUUUUUCUUUUUGAAUUUUCAGAAGCUGUUUGCUUUUUUUUGUUUUGUUUUGUUUUUUCUUUUUCAAAACAUGCCUUCAACUUUAUACGGUUUCUUGUCAUAGUGCUGCUGUGGAACGGGAUGCUCUCGGUGCCUUCUUACACUGCAUUCACAGAUACCUGAGAUGGGACACCAACAAUAUGUUGAUGAUCUCUGCAGCAAAAGUUCAUUACUUGGUGAACCUUUAACAAGAUUAGGAAUCCUUCAGGACUUGUCUUUUUUAUGAGAACAAGCUGUUGUGUUCUGUUGUUUCUAUUUUAUAGAUUUCCUUUACAUUUUAACGUUUUAUUUUAUUUUGAAGCAGAAAGCUACUUCGUGACAGAAUAAAAACUGGAUGUGAAUUGUGCAUUGGGAAGUGAUUGAUGUGUGCUUGUGCAGAUUGUAGCACUAUGAAAAACACAGGUGCAGCUGCUGAUGAUGUUUGCUAGAAGUAGAUUGAAAAAGCAAGAAAAUGAAAUUGCACUUCUGCAGAGAAAACCUGUUGUAAAACUGUGGGCCAGGAAGCAACUCCGGAAGCAAAGACUCCAGCUGUUUCUACGGGACAAAAUGAAGAGGCUUCUUCAAGGCCAAGCAGAUGAGAAUCCAAACCAUGCUCACCACUGCCAGCUCUCUCCAGUAGAGAUCGAAACGGACAUGUUUGUUUGUGGAAUGAAGAGGAGCUCUGCAAGCACUGAGUUUUCCGCUGCUGGAGGUGACUUCCAUCAGGAUGGACAACAAGAAACCAAGGGCGUGAGUGAAGUGUGUGUUGGUGAGGUGGAACUGAACUGGGAUGGCUAUGUAAAAAUACCAUGCUCACUUCAACAGAACAAGAAGGACUCGGAGGGAAAUUGUACUGGUGGUGUAACACAGACCUCUUCUGAAAGAAAGAGUAGAGUAUCCGGUGGGCAGGACCUUUCUUCUCUGAGCAUAACAAUGAGCUCGAGAGAGAGAGCUGAAAGGCAAGGGUGCUUUCCCCAGCAGAAGCCUGCUGCAUACAAGAGUCACAGAUGGCAAUCAAGAGAUCGCUCAGUAGAUGUGGUUGAUUAUAUUGUCAAAGAGCUUCAGGGAAUAAGUCGCAUCCAGACAGAGAUUGCAGAACUCCGAGAGCACCUCACUUUGAUAAAAGGCUCUGUGGAUGAAGUCUCAAGCUGCGUGGAUACUGUCUUGAGUGAGAUAGAGGGCCUGCAGGGUGGUUCCACUGCCAAAACUUCAGGUACACGUGCUCGGGAGCCAAACAAGGAGGCACACAAGGAAGAACCAGUGUUAUAUUUUUAUGGGAUUCCAGAAAAAGAUGGUGAAAACACAGUAGAGCUUAUCUGCAGCUUCUUAUCUGAGUAUCACUGUUUCAAUGGUAUCCAAUGCAGUAAGUAUAUAAAAGAUGCUUAUAGGUCAGAUAUUGGAAUAGGCAAGUCGUUAACGCCAAGACCAGCAGUUGUGAAACUUGUCAGUUGUGAACAGAGAGACUUUAUUUUACAGAAGUCUGUUAUUCUGCAAAGCUCAGGGGUCUGGAUCACUACCAGUGAAGAGCAAAAGAGGCAAAAUGACCAGAGAGGCUACAAAGCAGAUUCAGUCUCUUUGCAGUCUGGCUUGAAGAAAAAUAAUUGCAAUUCAGUGAAUCUUGAUGCAUCACAGAGUGCUGAUGCAGCUGAGCACCUUCGGACUGACUCAUACCAGGUUAAGAAUAAAAGCACAAGCAGAAAAACACAAUGUGUAGGGGAGAUAUUUGAUUCUGUGCAGAAGUCAACUUUGAGUAAGAAAAGCAACUCAAUAUCUGAAGCUGGGAAGGAAGCACAAACAAUAAGCUGCAAUGAACAGCCUUCAUAUGAGAGUGACUUUCAUAAGGCUCUUCAUGAAACUCCAAAAAGCUCUCCAGAGAUGACCAGUUUGGCCAAACCAAAUGAUGGAAAUUUUUGCUGCUUGUCUGAGUCCUUGGUCCAUGAAAGUCAGGUGUGUGCCUCAAGCAGUGGAGGUGAACACAAGCAUGAUGCUGAGAGUGUCACUGAGAACGGUUCUUCCCUUCUGAGUAAAGACAAAAAUAUAACUGCAGAAAAAAUUGAAGUAGACUGUGAGACCCCAUGCAAAUUUACCAAUGUGGAGAAAGUUGAUACUCCAAGAGAAGAUGUUUCUAGUGGAGUGACAACCAUUAGCUAUGAUCAUACAACGGAUGAACUGGCUGACAGUAGUGACAGCUUGAAAGAUAUGAUCCAAAUGGACCUGAAUGAUCAAGAUCCAACCGAUCAGGUCUUUAGGGAUGUCCUGGAAAAUUCCCAGUAUUUUCUUGAUCAUUCCCGGGAUAACAUUGAUCUUGUAGACAUGAAGUUUUAUACUAAUAAGCUUGGGAAAGCCAUUAAUCACUUCAGGUCUGCUCUGCAAGUGGUGUUUCACAAACUGGAGACAAGCGAUUCUGAAAUGCUUUUGGAAAAUGAUAGUGGCUUACAGAUGGAUGAUGACAAUACACUUACGCUGACCGGUUCAGGUAUGUGUGGCAGCUCUGACAACUUUGCAGAAACCCCUCCAAGUCAGUCCUCUGAAAGCCAAGCAAACACAACUGCCAAUAGUGAAGCGUCUGCUCAAAUGCAAUUUGUUCCUUCCAGUCUUUCCUCUGUUGCAUACGAGCCUCCUGCUUCACGUUUGAUGCCAUCAUCUGACUGUGAAAUUGCUGUUGGGCAGCGUUCACCUCCUGAUGAAAGUGGAGUAGAUGUGAACUCUCUACCUGAGCAAGCAAAAGAGUGCAGGCCCAUGAGCCUUGAAAAGGUGUGUGCAGAGACCAUCUACCUGAACAAGUGCAUCAAUAAUUUCAAAAAUGUACUGAGGGAAAAGAGGCAAAUGCGUAGGAGACUCAUAAAAGAAUUAGCACAGGAAGGAAACUGGAUUUCUGCUGAGGAGACAAAUUCAGAAGGAGGUAGAGGAGAACUCCAGGGUCAAGAUGAGGCUGAUCCCUCAAAACCACCCUGGCUCAAAGGAGGGCCUGCAGGUGGUCUCUAUGGCAUUGACAGCAUGCCUGAUCUACGCAAAAAAAAGCCAAUUCCACUUGUCAGUGAUUUGUCACUGGUUCAGUCCCGGAAAGCCGGAAUUACCUCAGCAAUGGCCACCAGAACAUCUCUCAAAGAUGAAGAGCUGAAAUCUCAUGUCUAUAAGAAGACCUUGCAAGCCUUAAUUUACCCUAUCUCUUGUACAACCCCACACAACUUCGAAGUAUGGACAGCCACAACUCCUACCUACUGCUAUGAAUGUGAGGGGCUGUUGUGGGGUAUUGCACGGCAGGGAAUGCGCUGCGCUGAAUGUGGAGUCAAGUGCCACGAGAAGUGCCAAGACUUGCUCAACGCUGACUGCCUACAGAGAGCAGCAGAGAAGAGCUCAAAGCAUGGAGCUGAGGAUCGAACCCAGAAUUUCAUCAUGGCCAUGAAGGAUCGCAUGAAAAUCCGUGAGCGGAACAAGCCAGAGAUCUUUGACUUGAUCAGAGAUGUGUUCUGUGAGAGCAAAUUGACACAUGCUCAGCAAAUGAAGACAGUGAAGCAAAGCGUGCUUGAUGGCACCUCAAAAUGGUCAGCAAAGAUCACAAUUACAGUGGUGUGUGCUCAGGGUCUACAGGCCAAAGACAAGACUGGUUCCAGCGAUCCGUAUGUAACUGUUCAAGUGGGUAAAACAAAGAAGAGGACAAAAACAAUUUUUGGGAAUUUGAAUCCUGUUUGGGAAGAGAAGUUUUAUUUUGAGUGCCAUAAUUCCUCCGACCGGAUCAAGGUGCGAGUGUGGGAUGAAGACGAUGACAUCAAGUCUCGAGUCAAGCAGAGGCUGAAGCGUGAGUCAGAUGAUUUCCUAGGGCAGACGAUCAUUGAAGUCCGUACAUUGAGCGGAGAAAUGGAUGUGUGGUACAACCUUGAGAAAAGAACAGAUAAGUCUGCAGUGUCUGGGGCUAUCCGUCUGCAAAUCAGUGUGGAGAUCAAAGGCGAGGAGAAGGUGGCUCCAUAUCACAUUCAGUACACUUGCCUUCAUGAGAACCUCUUUCACCAUCUCACAGACGUGCAAGGGAAUGGGGUGGUGAAGAUCCCUGAUGCCAAAGGAGACGAUGCCUGGAAGGUGUAUUUUGAUGAGACAGCCCAAGAGAUCGUGGACGAAUUUGCAAUGCGCUAUGGCAUCGAAUCAAUAUACCAGGCCAUGACGCAUUUUGCUUGUCUUUCUUCCAAAUACAUGUGCCCAGGUGUGCCGGCUGUGAUGAGCACCUUACUUGCCAAUAUCAACGCUUACUAUGCGCACACAACUGCCUCCACAAACGUGUCUGCUUCAGACCGCUUUGCAGCCUCCAAUUUUGGGAAAGAACGAUUUGUUAAGCUACUGGACCAGCUUCAUAACUCACUUCGGAUCGAUCUCUCCAUGUAUAGGAAUAACUUCCCAGCCAGCAGCCGGGAACGGCUGCAGGACCUGAAGUCUACAGUGGAUCUGCUGACCAGCAUUACUUUUUUCAGGAUGAAGGUUCAAGAGCUUCAGAGUCCACCCCGAGCCAGUCAGGUAGUGAAGGACUGUGUAAAAGCUUGCCUCAACUCCACAUAUGAGUACAUUUUCAACAACUGUCAUGAACUGUACAGUCGCGAGUACCAGACAGAUCCUAACAAAAGUCAGGAUCUUCCUCCUGAGGAACAGGGUCCCAGUAUCAGGAACUUGGAUUUCUGGCCCAAACUCAUCACUUUGAUAGUUUCCAUCAUAGAGGAGGACAAGAAUUCUUAUACCCCAGUACUGAAUCAGUUUCCUCAGGAGCUUGCUGUUGGUAAGAUCAGCGCAGAGGUGAUGUGGAGUCUUUUUGCCCAGGAUAUGAAAUAUGCCAUGGAAGAGCAUGAGAAACACAGACUGUGUAAGAGUGCAGACUAUAUGAAUUUACACUUCAAAGUGAAGUGGCUGUACAACGAAUAUGUUCGUGAUCUGCCUGCCUUCAAGGGAAAAGUGCCUGAAUAUCCAGCGUGGUUUGAGCAGUUUGUGAUGCAGUGGCUGGAUGAAAAUGAAGAUGUUUCCUUAGAGUUCCUGCAUGGUGCUCUGGAGAGAGAUAAGAAAGAUGGGUUCCAGCAAACAUCUGAGCACGCUCUAUUCUCUUGCUCAGUGGUGGAUGUCUUCACCCAACUAAAUCAGAGCUUUGAGAUCAUUAAGAAGUUGGAGUGCCCAGACCCUGUCAUUGUUGCUCAUUAUAACAGGAGGUUUGCUAAGACUAUUGGGAAAGUGCUGAUGCAGUAUGCUGACAUCCUCUCCAAGAGCUUCCAGUCCUACUGUUCCAAGGAGAAACUGCCCUGCAUCCUGAUGAAUAACAUCCAGCAGCUGAGAGUGCAGCUAGAGAAGAUGUUUGAAGCAAUGGGUGGUAAAGAGACUCAGGAAGCUGAAGAAAAGGCUGCUGAUUCUGAUCUGGAUGCAGAAGCAAGCGACCAUCUCAAAGAGCUCCAGGUGAAGCUGAACAACGUUUUGGAUGAACUGAGUGCAGUGUUUGGUAACAGCUUUCAGGCUCGUAUUGAUGAAUGUGUCAAGCAGAUGUCUGAUAUCCUCUGUCAAGUGAAAGGGACAGGAAAUGUUCCUGCAAAUGCCAGAAACACGGUUGCACAAGAUGCAGAUAAUGUCCUGAGGCCAUUAAUGGAUUUCCUGGAUGGAAACCUGACACUGUUUGCAACUGUGUGUGAAAAGACAGUGCUAAAACGGGUGCUGAAAGAGCUCUGGAGGGUGGUAAUGAAUACCAUGGAGAAGCUGAUUGUGCUGCCUCCUCUUACAGACCAUACGGGCACACAGUUGAUUUUCAGUGCUGCUAAAGAGCUGGGACACUUGUCAAAGUUGAAGGAUCAUAUGGUGAGAGAAGAAACCAGGAGCCUCACUCCCAAGCAGUGUGCUGUUUUGGAUCUAGCACUGGAUACUAUCAAACAAUAUUUCCAUGCUGGCGGGAAUGGGCUGAAGAAAACCUUCUUGGAGAAGAGUCCCGACCUGCAGUCACUUCGAUAUGCUCUUUCUCUCUACACUCAGACCACAGACACUCUCAUCAAAACUUUUGUCCAGACGCAGACAGCUCAGGUGCAUGAUGGGAAAGGUAUUAGGUUUACGGCUAACGAGGACGUUCUUCCUGAUAAGGCCUCUGGUGUGGAUGACCCUGUGGGUGAAGUGUCCAUACAGAUCGACCUGUAUACCCAUCCAGGAACUGGAGAACACAAGGUCACAGUGAAAGUUGUGGCAGCCAACGACCUGAAGUGGCAGACGUCUGGCAUGUUCCGUCCGUUCGUUGAAGUUACCAUGAUUGGGCCUCAUCAGAGUGACAAGAAGAGGAAGUUCACAACCAAGUCAAAGAGCAACAACUGGGCCCCCAAAUACAAUGAAACCUUUCACUUCAUUCUGGGGAACGAGGACGGCCCCGACGCCUACGAGCUCCAAGUGUGUGUGAAGGACUACUGCUUUGCUCGGGAGGAUCGGGUGCUGGGCAUAGCGGUGAUGCAGCUCAGAGACAUAGCAGACAAAGGAAGCUGUGCUUGCUGGUGUCCUCUUGGACGCAGGAUUCACAUGGAUGAGACCGGACUUACAGUCCUGAGGAUUCUUUCCCAAAGAACCAAUGAUGAGGUUGCAAAAGAAUUUGUGAAGUUAAAAUCUGAGUCCCGUUCCACUGAGGAGGGCACCUGAGCUGAGCUGUGUGAUCUUUCCUUUUCUCUUCUGCCUUGUGCCAAUAUGUGCAGGUGUUCAACAAUUCUCUUUUAUUAGUUACAAAAGGUUUUUUCAUGUUAUCUUUGUCAGCUCCGAUAGCGCACGUGUGCUGUAGAGGAAACAAAUCCAUCAAUCUGAUGUGAAUUAUUUAUUUUUUAGUAGCUGGUAAGACAAUGUAGAGAACAAGACAAUCUCUUCCUAUUUAAGAUGCAAAUUAUGCUUUGUGUAUAUAAAUUAUUUUAUAUUGCAGGCUGGGUAUGCUGGGUUUUGUUGAUAUGCAGCACUGUGAUUUUAUCCUCUGAAACUGGCAGAUGUUAAAAAGGUUCUACAUAAUCACACUACGAAACAAACUAACUGUAUGGAAAUUGGGCGAAGAGUGAUUUGGGGGUUUGGCAAAACACAGUUAUCUCACUGAAUUCACGUACUGUGGAGCUGCCAAAGGGUGUUCCUGCACAGAGUGCACUAGUAUUUCAAUGUGUCAUGCAGACACCUCGACGUCUGCUUAAAAAAAGUUGCAAAUUGCUAUGGAGAUGUACCCCAAAUGAACCUGCAGCUAAGGAUGUGCUGCUGUGAGCAUGAACAUGACCAAUGGAACAAGCGCAGAGGGCCUAAGAUCUCAUAGCCAAAAACUGCAAAGGCAACACCCAGGGAGCAGGCUGCAGCUGCCCUGCCAUGUAACUAGAUGCCGUGUUGCAGAGAAGAUGAAAUCCCUGCGUGCUGCUGGGAAUCCUGCAUCACCAUGUGGGUGCUGUAAGCCGCUGAGCUCCACGAGUCGCGCUUUGACUACCAUGACCAGCCCUGUAAGGAAGGGAACAUUACAGCCAUGACAAAUAAUACGGCUGCUACUUACUUUUUCCAUUUCAAUACUCUUUUUUUAGGGGGUUGCCCUGGUAUUGUUUGGUUGUGUUGUUUUUUUGUUUUGUUUUGUUUUGUUUUAUUUCUUUUUUAUAAUUAAAUACUUGCAAGUUUUCUGUAGCAUUUUGUUAACCCUGGAGGCCAUUCCUCCUUAUAAGCCCAGAAUAAUGGCUUGGAAGAGAACUGCACGUCUCCCCUCUGCAUGCACUCACUCUUUUGAGUGCAAGUGGAGGGGCAGCAGGUCCGUUUGGUUCUGAUCUUGAAGCUGCUGCUGGCCGUGCCAUGGUUGAUCCAUGCUGAUCAUCAUUAAUCUGUGAUUUAAUGAUACCAUUGAAGAUAUUUUUGCACUAUCUUGAAAAACCAUACUAGUUUUGUUUUCUUGCAAAAUAAAACAGUGUCCUGAGCAAAAUGAUUGCGGGGAUAUCAGAAUCUGAAAUUUUGUGAACAGGAGGCUCUGGAGUAACAAUUGUAACGAGGUAUGGUUUUUUUGAUUUUUUCUUCACUAAGGGGAUAUUUGCUAUUUCCAGCUGCCCUUGUACUGUGGAAGGUGCAGCUGGAACAAGCCAGUCCUUGUCCAUAAAGUACUGUAAUACUGUCAAUAAACUCAAGGACUGGCUAUUGAAUGACUUUUUUUUUUGUAUUUUCUUUUCUAUAUUGUCUGACACUUGUACAGCUGUAUGAUAUGACUACUGGGCUUGCUUGCAGAGUUGGGACCGCACCUGGCUUUGUUCGUAUCUGUGGUGUACUACAGUAGUGCUCUCCUAAACUUCACGCUCUUUGUCACAACUCUGAAUUGUUGUACGUGCCAUUGUUACGAGAACUCUUAGUACAGUCUUUAAUAAACUCUUUUAGCAGCAUCUGGAGUUGUCUGUUGAAGUAUAACUGUGAUUGGACUUGCCAAAUCAUGUAGGUUAGAAUCGCUACUGCAACUUUGCAAAUUACUCUCAUGUAGUUUGUAGGCUUUUCCUUAGUACUGUAGAACCCAGCACAGUGUGUGUCAGGUAAUUCCCUCUUACUCUGUGGUAGAGCACCUCUGUCUUUGAUGUCUUUUCCCAGAGUUCUUGGCUUCUGAUAGAGCACUGAGACAGAAAAACAUAGACAAUAACGUACUUCCUUUUGUUUGCCUGUCUUGCCUUUAAGUUUCCUUUGUAUUCAGGUAUUGCCUCCUGCUGGUGCUAAAUGGAAGCCUCGGGCAGGCAGUAGGGUACCUUACCAACAACACAUGAAGAGUAAUUGUAUACCAAAAUGGAUUGACAGUUUUCAGUUUGAUGAGCAUUAAUGCUAUGUAGAUGAUGUUGAUGAGAUGAAAGAAUAAACC